Macadamia integrifolia is the source of this 3120-nucleotide messenger RNA. Its product is annotated as oxysterol-binding protein-related protein 2A. The transcript has 11 exons. Lineage: Eukaryota; Viridiplantae; Streptophyta; Magnoliopsida; Proteales; Proteaceae. The coding region runs from base 1096 to 2820 and encodes 574 amino acids. Gene Ontology annotation, molecular function: sterol binding. The record is from RefSeq and is a predicted model, not a curated record. Gene Ontology annotation, cellular component: intracellular membrane-bounded organelle; membrane; cytosol.
CUGCAAAGACGAUAUCUCUGUAAACCAAUGCAACCAAUUGGAAAAAUUCGGAGCUGCUUUUUUUGGUGCUAAUUGAAAAAAGCUUCACUGCGAAAUCCAUACCAUCUAGAAAAUGAGAAGGAAGACCAUAAAUUAUUAGGAGCGAUACCAAUUCCUCCUCGCUAUAAUCUAUAAUUUUUAAUCUCGUUUCCUCUUGCCAGUAAGGCUUAGAUAUCUGCGUAAGUUUAUGAACCACAGGUUUUCUCGCUGCUCCUCAUAUUCCUCUGCGAACGAAGGACUGUAGCAAGUCCAAGAUGACUGUAUUUUGCGUGUCCGACCGAGCAAAAUUUCCCUCUCUUCCAUGCUUUUAGACCCUUUGCUCAGCAAUUUACUUUUCUAACCCUUUAUUCACAGUUUCACUGCUUGUUAAUCUGUGAGUGGGUCACAUCACCAGGUGGCUCUAGGCACGAAGGGCUAUCAUCUAGGCCUAGGGUUGUAAGAGGUAGGUCCUAUCAAGGGGGUCAAGCGACUGCAGCCUCCUGGAUCCUGGCUCCAUCCAUAUGGACUGGGCAUCACACAACUCUUUCUUUUCUUCUUCAUGGAAUGGAAGUGACCGACCUACUUCACCUUCCUUAACCUACGGUAGGAGCAGGUUGUGGGCUUGUGGCCAGUUGUGGGUUCUGAACUGUGACGUUCUCCGUAUGUUAUUGUUUUCUUUUUUCUGUUCAAGAGAAUAGGGAUAGGAGCAUAGGAAGCUAACAAACGCACGGCUGGGUCGAUCUCUCAGAAUUCGAAGUUCGUCAAUUUGUUUCAUUUCGGUAUUUUCUGUACUUUUUCCACUGUGUUCUUUCAUCCAUCUGCUCUACUGUUACAGUCCAUAGGUCAGUCGGGUAUCUAUCUACCGUGUCGAUUUAGUCCGAGGCGUAGAGCAAGUCUUAAAAUAACAAAUGAAAGCUGGAGGAAGCAGCUUAAAUCUCAUCAUUUCGUGAAAGUAGGUCUGAUGAUCGACGAUUCUAUAUAUUCACUGCUACAAAGACGCUACAUUUGAGAACCAACUCAAAGAAAGAUCGUGUGGCUUGGAUUAAUGCUUUGGUCUCGACAAGGAACCUGUUUUCCAUGAAACCAUUGAAUGACAAGCUUUCCCACAUCUCAAAUGAUUUAUCUGUAUCCACUGAAAAGCUUAGGAAUCGGUUACUUGAAGAUGGAAUCAAUGAGGUACUUAUCCAGGACUGUGAGCAGAUCAUGCAGUUGGAGUUUUCAGAGUUACAAGGACAAUUUAGACUUCUUUGUGAAGAACGUUCCAACUUGCUUGACACCUUAAGGCAGUUAGAGGCGGCAAAUAUUGAAGUUGAACCCCCUGGGUUACAUGACAGCCAGUACCAGUUGACAAAGCAUGAAUAUCCAGGCCUUGGACAUGGAAAAUAUAGUGAGUGGAGUACAACUGAAUCGUCGGAUGAUAUUGAAAAGCAAGAGCUUGAGGAAGUGUCAGAUGAAGAUGAGCGUAUCUUCUUUGACACGAAAGAUUCUUUCAGCGUAUCUAGUCAACAUAUAUCAGGAGUGGUGGACCAUGUGGACAAGUGUCUAAAUCACUUAGAUGACGUGGAUAUGAUGCAUGCUGAAACAGAAUUUAGUAACUGCAGUUAUCCUCACAUUGAAAGGAGAAAGGAACUCCCUGAUCCUGUUGAGCAAGAGAAGGGCGUUAGCCUUUGGUCAAUGAUAAAAGACAAUGUUGGAAAGGACCUUACUCGAGUUUGUCUUCCUGUUUACUUCAAUGAACCGAUUUCAUCCUUACAGAAAUGCUGUGAGGACUUGGAGUAUUCUUACCUACUGGAUCAAGCAUAUGAAUGUGGAAAAAAGGGGGAUAGUCUACUCAGAAUUUUGAAUGUUGCUGCCUUUGCGGUCUCUGGAUAUGCUUCAUCUGAAGGUCGGCACUGUAAACCUUUCAAUCCUUUGUUGGGGGAAACUUAUGAAGCUCACUAUCCUGAUAAAGGAUUUCGCUUUUUUUCUGAGAAGGUUAGCCACCACCCCACACUCAUUGCCUGCCACUGUGAAGGUAGAGGAUGGAAAUUCUGGGGGGACAGCAAUUUGAGGACCAAAUUCUGGGGGCGUUCAAUCCAGCUUGAUCCUGUGGGGGUUCUGACUCUGGAGUUUGAUGAUGGUGAAGUCUUUCAGUGGAGCAAGGUCACAACAAAUAUUUACAAUCUUAUCCUUGGUAAAGUAUAUUGUGAUCAUCAUGGGACAAUGGAUAUACGGGGUAAUCAUCAAUAUUCUUGUAAGCUCAAGUUCAAGGAACAGUCCAUACUUGACCGUAAUCCUCACCAGGUGCAAGGGACAGUUGAAGAUGCGACGGGAAGAAAGGCUGCCUCUUUAUUUGGAAAAUGGGACGAGAGCAUGUACUAUGUCAAUGGAGAUUGCAAUUUCAAGGCAAAGGGUUGUAACCCACCACCAGAUGCCUCUCUGUUAUGGAGAAGCAACAAGCCCAUCCCCAAUCUCACUCGGUACAACUUAACAUCGUUUGCAAUUACACUAAAUGAGCUAACACCAGGGCUGAAGGAGAAGCUUCCACCCACGGAUUCAAGACUUAGACCAGACCAGAGGUGUCUAGAGAAUGGGGAAUACGAGAAAGCAAAUGCCGAGAAGCUGCGUUUAGAGACGAGGCAAAGGAUGUCAAGGACGUUACAAGAAAAUGGCUGGAAGCCCAGAUGGUUUCAGAAGGAUGGUGAGGAUGGACCUUUCCGCUACGUGGGUGGAUAUUGGGAAGCGAGGGAACAGAGAAAAUGGGAUGGAUGCCCACAAAUCUUUGGUGAAUUUACUGAAGCGAUUGCGGUUAAUGCACAAUAAAUAUCUGGAUAUGUGACACAGGUUUAUAUUCAUAACCAAGUCUGUGCAGAGUUUAGGAGGGGACCGAUCGAUGAUUGUAAGAGCGUCGUAGUAGAAGUGUGCAGGCUUACUGUUCCUACUUGAAUAAGUGUUCUUCAUAACAAUUAGGUCUGGCCUCAAAUUUCUGUGCUUUUAGCUUGUUCAUUAUUUAACUGUAGGGUUUAAGCUUUGUAUAAUCAGCUUUGACAUUCAUGGGCUAAACAUAUAUGGCAGAAUGUACCCUUUUAUAUUAUUAAUAAUAUUAUUAGUUUUUUGAAUAAA